AGAAGAAGAAGAAGAAGACGUGUUAACCACUAAAUAUUAGUGUGUGAACUAUGUUGAUUGAGUCGAACAUCUUUGUCGUAACGCGUGACGUAUGACGUUUCCGGAAGUGUGGGCUAGAUUAAGAUACACAGAAUAUGGGCCAGUCAGAGAAGAAAUAAUUGUAAAAUAGGGACACUGUACAAAAAAAAAUUACUAUUUUUGUUUCAAGUUUCCUGCAAAUUUCAAGGGCUUUUUAUACAAUUUCAGGAACCUUGGGAGUUUCAACUUCUGAGUUUAGUGCAGCCUUUCAAACAGCGCCAGCUAGCAUCAACACAAGUGUCGAAUCAGAGAAAUGGGACGUAUUGGGCAGAUUAUCAGCUGCAGCCGCCUCCUCCACUGCCUUUACUGAGCGUUGUUGUUGUUCUGUCGGUACAGUAACGUCGUUUCUGUUUCACUGCUCGGCUUGUGAUGGCGUGGCAGUAGCUGCUUCUUUGUCUGUGUAAACCGCGGAAGGGACCAUGCAUGGAAAACGCGGAUGUUACUCUUUUUACACAGUCAGAGUCCAGAUGAGGACAAACACCUUAUAAUAGUCUCCGUCGAGCCAGUGACAGCCAGCUGACAUCGCUUCACAACUUCUUGCCCAGGUGUUUGACUGGUGAGCAGCUGAUCAUGGAAGAUGAGGUGUUUGACCAGAUUGUGACCGUGUUUAACAAGCUGGUGUCGUGGGUCGCUGCUGGUGCCAUGGUGUUUGGUGGGGUGGUGCCCUACAUCCCCCAGUACAGAGACAUCCGCCGGACCCAGAAUGCAGAGGGGUUCUCCACCUAUGUGUGCCUGGUCCUCCUGGUGGCAAACAUCCUACGGAUACUCUUCAGAUUUGGCCGCUACUUCGAGACGCUGCUGCUGUGGCAGAGCAUCAUCAUGAUCGCCACCAUGCUCAUCAUGCUGAACCUGUGCACCAACGUCCGCAUGGCCACUGAACUCAACACCAAAAGACGCUCCUUCAUAGCAACAGACAGUAAGGACGAGGAGAUCAGAAUCCCUAAGAGGCUCUUUCUGGACUUUGACUGGAACUACUUCUGGUCGUGGAGUCAGUUCGUGGAUUACUUGCAGUGCGUGCUGGCCUUCACGCUGGUGGCGGCCUACAUCACCUACCUCCUUCUGGAUUCCGCGCUGUUCGUGGAGACCCUGGGCUUCCUGGCCGUCUUCACUGAAGCAAUGCUGGGCACACCGCAGCUCCACUGCAAUUAUCAGAACAAGUCCACAGAGGGCAUGAGUAUCAAGAUGGUGCUGAUGUGGACCAGUGGUGACACCUUUAAAACGGGCUACUUCCUGCUCACCCAGGCUCCUGUGCAGUUCUGGACAUGUGGCCUGCUGCAGGUCUUUGUGGACUUCGCCAUCCUGUUCCAGGUUUACUACUACAGCCGCUACCCACAGAAACCGGUGUCCCACAGCGUCUCUCACACCACCAGUGCCAAAGCCCUCUGAAAGCCUCUGCAGGCACUCCGAGGACAUGCCAACACUCAGAAACACCAGUGAGGAAGAACUUUUCAAGGCGCUGUGGACAUGUAUAAACAUACACGAGUACCAAAGCACCUUGAGAUGAUGCAGGCUGCUCACCCUCAUCUCCAAGUAUACAUAAAGACACAUAAACACCCAUAAAUAUGGCACUUGUUACAAACAAACUCAACCUUUUUUUAAUUUAUCCUGCUGACGUCUUCUCAAUGCGACAGUAUGCUUGUGUCUUGGAAUGCCGACUUCUCAAAGAAUAUAUCCUUGAAUCAACUUGUGCAUGUGGAGAAUAUUAUGCACACACAUGAAUAUAUACAGUAUAUAAACUGCAGAUGUACGCACUGAAAUCUGUGCUCAAGGAAACGUGGACCAGCUUUUGUCGUCCACAUUAGCUGAUUGUUGCAUGGACCCUCUGCCUUAAAACACACACAUUCAAACACGGCUCGCUGCAUUACCAGCAAUAUAAAUGUAUGAAUCGGUCAAAAAAAAAAUCUUAACAUACAACGUUACUGAAUGUACAAAAUAGCAUUUAUUUUGUUUUUCCCAACACAGUGGAGAAAUGCUGGUCAGUCUACCACUUGUUGGACAGAUGGUUGCCAUGUGCUGUGACGCACAGGCUCAGUCUUGUGGGAUAAUAAAGGAAUCGAACUGUAAGAAAUUAGAGGCAAUCAAACUUUACCGAAAGAAGAAAAAUUCUUCUAAAGGCUUCUAAAACAAAUGGUCAUCAACAUAAGUGGCCUUGAGGCUAACAGAGUGACGCGAAAAUCGAGCUUUUUAAAUAAGGGUUGGUCUUGUGUCUGAAGCCAGUAUUGCUGGAAGCUGUAGGAAACAUCAUGAAACAUCGUCAACAGCCCGACCAGUGUUCAGGCUGCACGUGUUGUCGAAAGGCCAAUGCCAAGAUUUUUGUACUGAAGCGGUUGAUGACAUUUUGUAUAUAAUGUUGAUCAUUUUCUUUCCACAAAUUCCGAAACCCCCACAGGAGUCAGUUUAUCCCCCAGAUCUCAGUAUUCUUGAGGUGCAUUUAGACUGAACACAAAGCACAUUUCAGCAGCUCCUUAAAUGACCAUAGCUGUUACAUUACAUUACAACUUUAUACUGCGUUCAGGCAAUGUCAGCAGAAUGGGAACAACAGAAAAACUCGGUUCAUGCCUUCACCAUUCUUAGUUGGUUACUCCCACUGCUAGCCUCGUGGUCAGACCAUUUAAAUAGUCUAAAUUAGCUACUUUUGUUGUGGACUGUAUUAGUAAAUAUUGGUGGCUUUGCAGCCGUUUUCCCGCCAGAUUUGUUGUAAUGAACCACAAUUAUCCUUUAAGAGAGAAUGUUUUACAGACUGAUCCUUCUGAAUAUGCUCUGCAAAAAUCACAUCUUCACUUCCCAUCAUAUUGGCUGUGGGUAACACUGACUGGCCAGUUACAAUCCAAUAACAUCCCCUGGUAACCCUGCCCAUGACUCCACAUCCGUGUGCCGUGCUGCUUUGUGCGGGUUGUACUCAUCGCCAUUUUGUCAUAAAAAAUUAAUUUCCUGUUCAGAAGGAGAAACAGCCGCAUAGCACAGUGAAGAUUUUCUUUGUUGUUGUUGUUUUGUAAUUUUCCUCUGGGAAGGGGGGAAAUGCCAAACCAGGAUGACUGUCAGCUCUUCAGUGAACUGUGUACCAGAGCAGACCUGAUUCUGUCCUCCUCUUUUAAGCCUCAAGAAAUGUAAACUUACCUUUUUAUUCCAGUGGGACAUGGCAGGAGUUUUCUAUGAAUAUGUCUUUUCUGGCUCUUAAAUAUACAAAAAAAAAAUAAAAGGAUAUGGUGGAAUGAUUCCUCGGUUUCUUAGUAGUGGAUGUGCACUUGUUUAAUCACCCUAUUUAUUUUGUUCUCCUUGUCUAUAAUCUUCAAGUGCCAUUGUAAGAUAGUGUAUGCUUGUUUUAUUCAGACAGCGGUGAGGGUGACUGUGUAGUGUGGAUAAUGUGAGAUACCGAACAGGAUCAAAAUAAGAGUUUCCCAUCAGUUACUAUUUCAUUCCAUGUAUCUGAUUUUACUUUAGGUUUUGUAUCAUUUUGUUCAUUCAUUUAAUCAUGUGAAGGUGUUUUCCCAUAAAAAUUGCCAAGAUUUGCAUUGUCUUAUCUGUGAAACCCACACCUAGUUUGUUAAUGUACCAAAAGUAAUAUUUCCAGUAUGUUUCUUAUGCCAUUUUUACUAUGUUACAUCUAUUGGUUUGUAUUUCAUUUUUUUAUUAAACUGCCAACUAUCCACCUCAAUAACUAAUGACAUUCAUCAACACUUGAGGCUGUAAAACAGAGUAUUGUUGAGAAUCUAACGUGGCAUUGUCUCCCAAUAAAGAGGACACGGAGA
Siniperca chuatsi (mandarin fish) is the source of this 3827-nucleotide messenger RNA. Its product is annotated as solute carrier family 66 member 2. The record is from RefSeq and is a predicted model, not a curated record. The transcript has 5 exons. Lineage: Eukaryota; Metazoa; Chordata; Actinopteri; Centrarchiformes; Sinipercidae. Gene Ontology annotation, cellular component: endosome; trans-Golgi network. Gene Ontology annotation, biological process: retrograde transport, endosome to Golgi; phospholipid translocation. The coding region runs from base 649 to 1464 and encodes 271 amino acids.